Melanotaenia boesemani (Boeseman's rainbowfish) is the source of this 2019-nucleotide messenger RNA. RefSeq names its product reticulon-4-interacting protein 1 homolog, mitochondrial-like. The transcript has 9 exons. The coding region runs from base 317 to 1585 and encodes 422 amino acids. The record is from RefSeq and is a predicted model, not a curated record. Gene Ontology annotation, molecular function: oxidoreductase activity; zinc ion binding. Lineage: Eukaryota; Metazoa; Chordata; Actinopteri; Atheriniformes; Melanotaeniidae. Gene Ontology annotation, cellular component: mitochondrion.
UCAGAGGUUAGCUUGUUUGGUAACUUGUGUACCAUUGUGUCAGAAAGCGGUUGAUUUGGGAACAAUGGCUGUUAUUUAUUCGUAAUGCAAUACAACAUCAAUGCACAUAGGCGUUUUCGCUUAUUUAUUUAAACUGUUAUGCAUCUUAUUGCGGAUGUUUAGAGUGUUGACUAACUGGGCGAGCAAAUGUUAGCUCUAGCUGCGUAGCUUGCUAGCUUGGUAACAAGUACUGUACUGUAAAUGUCAUAUUAUAUCAAAAACUGACCUUGUAGGUACAGUCCGCUGAAAGACGGUUUAAAUAGGCUCUGUUAGAGCUAUGGCAUCAAUCAGGCUUCUGUGUUUGUUUAAUAUAAAAGCAGCAGGCUCGAUAAAAACAGUCCGAGCAGGAUGCAAUGCAUGCUUCAGGGCAAAUAUCUGUAGUUCACCUUCAAGGCUGCAAAGCUCGAUGUCAGCGUGGGUCAUUGAUCAGUAUGGCACAAAUGGAGUUUUGAAAUACACAGAAGAAGUUACUGUCCCCACCAUUAAUUUUGCCAGUGAAGUGUUGAUAAAAGUCAAUGCAGCCAGUCUUAACCCUCUGGAUCUAUCUAUGAGGGGAGGCUAUGGGUCUACAUUGCUCAAUUUAAGGAGGGAUCCAUUAUCUGUGAUAAAUAGCUAUAAUGAGUUUCCACUCAUUCUGGGUCGUGAUCUUUCAGGUGUAGUUGUGGACUGUGGAUCAGGGGUUACCCAUUUUGCUCCAGGAGAUGAGGUGUGGGCUGCUAUUCCUCCGUGGAAACAAGGCAGCCUGGCAGAAUUUGUGACUCUAACAGAGUAUGAGGUUUCCCUUAAGCCAAAGUCAGUAAGUCACAUAGAGGCAGCUUCCAUCCCAUAUGUAGCCAGCACUGCUCUGUCUGCACUUGUCAAUGUAGGUGGCCUUUGCAGAGAAAGCUCGUCAAAUAAAAGAGUUUUGAUCACUGGAGCAUCCGGAGGUGUUGGAACAUUUUCUAUUCAGCUGUUAAAGGCGUGGGGUGCCCAUGUAACUGUUACCUGCUCUCAGAACGCUGAAGGACUUGUUAGAGGGCUUGGGGCUGAUGAGGUGGUCGACUACACAGCAGAAGAUGCGACUGAACAGCUUGAAAUGAUGGAGAACAGGUUUGAUGUUAUUUUGGACAAUGUGGGAGGCGAUACUGAGCAGUGGGCUUUGGGCCUGCUCAAACCUUGGUCUGGGGCAAAGUACGUCACAUUGGUAUCACCUUUACUUCUCAACACUGACUCCAUGGGGCUGUUAGAUGGGACUUUUCAUGCUGGCUAUACCUUGCACAAUAAAGCCAUUCAGAACAUAAUAUCAAAUGGAGUCUUCUACAGGUGGGCAUUUUAUGCUCCAGACGGGUUCGCUUUGGAUGAGGUCAGCAAGCUGGUGGAUGCAGGGAAGAUCCUGCCAGUUGUGGAGGCCCAGUUUCCAUUUGCCCAGGUGCCUCAGGCUUUUCAGAAGUUGGAGCAUGGCCAUGCCAGAGGAAAGACUGUAAUCAGUGUGGCUGAGGAGGAUGACAGCUGGACAGAGACUGCAGAGUCAGAGCAAGACGUGCAAGAAACAGCCCAGCCAAACUAGACAGAGAGCCAAGAGGAAUACUCUUAAGAUUCUUCUCACGUCCAAAAGGUUGCGUUUGAUUGCAGCAGAAUGUCUAAUCCAAAAAGAAAGGUUGUGUGCAGCAGAUGAGAAGCGUGACCAGGGAUUCUAAUGGGAGCAAGCCAAAGGUUGUUGACACUCUCCUAUAUGGGCUUGGAAUUCUCACAAGGUGCUCGGAGUUAUCAUACCUUCAUGUUUUGCUGAAGUUGACAAAUUAACGGCAAUCAAAUCACCAUCCUACUGGUGAUGGUACAUGACUAGACUGGCAACUUUAUGCUUUAAUUUGUUUUGCCUCUGUAUUAAGUCAUUUUACUUCUACAUGAGCGCCUCAAUGCAUCACCAGCAUUUAUGUGGUGCUAAUUUAUCUGGAGAUAUGUUGUUUACAACAGCACAUGAAUAAACUUCAGAUCUGUGUU